Messenger RNA from Saxophila tyrrhenica, 969 nucleotides. RefSeq lists its product as uncharacterized. NCBI's taxonomy places the organism in Eukaryota, Fungi, Ascomycota, Dothideomycetes, Mycosphaerellales, Extremaceae. The record is from RefSeq and is a predicted model, not a curated record. The transcript has 2 exons. The coding region runs from base 1 to 969 and encodes 322 amino acids.
AUGAAGACGGGGGAUGCUAAGAACGCGACAGCGCUGGCCGAGUGGACGAACGAAGACGUUGCCAGCAUCAUCAGCAUUAUCUUCGAAGGGGAGGGGGUGGAGGGAGCCGGUCGGUGGGCGGGAACUCGCAUGCCGGCGGACAUGAAGAAGCAGGAGAUGGAGGCGGUGAGGGCAACUCUCGGCGUGAUGAUCAGGGACUCAAAGAGCAACCGCAAAGCGAACGACCAGGCAAAGGCGUCUACUAGUGGGACGGGGCAUACGCCGAAGAAGCAGAAGCAGAAGGCGGCCGCAAAUCACUGCGAGUACGAAGAGGCUGGAUGCCCGGUAUACCUCUGCGUCUCGGUCAACUCUCGAGCCAUGCCCACGACAACCUUCAAAUGCCAGGGCGACCACUUCCUCUCCGUCGACGACCACACUGCCUUCGAAAACCACGACGAAGCAAAGAUCACUGGCGAGCUGUUCUGGGCGUACGACAACCAGAAUUCCAAAUGGGCGACGGCGGAGAACACGAAGCUCCUCGUCUUCUACAUGCGUGUUCAGGUUUACUGGGACAUGACGGCGAGCGAGACGGAGAAAAGGCAGAUUCAGACCUACAAGAGGCAACUGUUACCGAACAACGACAUCGUCUCACUCCGCCUUGUGAGAGCAGGCCAACCUUCUCCACAGCUCCGCCGAAGCAUACAACAAGACCGCUGGCGUCACGAACGAGACACUGCCGGUUGGCGUGACUCCGUUGAUCACGAUCGCAGCGCUGGAAGCCGAGAGUGGGCCACCACGGAAAACACCAAGCUGCUCGUGUUCCAGAUGCGUGUCCAGGUCUACUGGGACAUGACGGCCAGCGACAACGAGAAGAGACAGGUUUCAAGCGUACAAGCCGCACCUCCUUCCCGACAACAACCUCCUCACCAUGCGGCUGGCGCCGCAGACGAGACACAGCCGGUAGAGAGAGCUCUCCUGAUCACACCGUGA